AUGCUCCUUUUCGCAUCAAUUUUAGGGACUUGUGCUCUACAAAUCGUGGGUGGAGCUCUACAACACUGGCUAACCCCAUAUCGUCACACUUUCCAAAGGGCCGUAUCCGAAUGUUCCAGUUAUCAACGCUUACCCAAGGAAACCAUUACCUACUACCAGGAAAACGAUUAUCCCGAAGAACCGGAAUGUUUGAAACUGGUUCACUGUAUCCUGAUCGAUUUGCACGCCUGGAGUGAUCUGGGAGGGUUAGUGCCACAACAGUUGGAAGUUUUCUUGAAGAGGAAGUGCGAAUGUGAUCAGUUUUACAAACGAAAUACGCGAGAGUGUUUAGAACAGGAUUUGGCAGAUGUAGACCCAAAAAACUAUACGCUACGGUCUUACAAAACCUUUAAAUGCUACCUUAAACAUUGGGGUACUCCAUCGACCGAAAGAAAAUUCCUCAGAUAUUCGGACCGGGACCGUGAAAUAUUAUUCCGAGAGUCGUUUGAAAUUUCAAAUACUCCUAUAAGUGCGCUGGAAGAGUUUAGCCGGGGUAAUUUCGACAUUCCGGAGUUUGUAGAAUUGGGGUACACCUACGUGGUUCGGAUCGGAUACUACAUUCCCGGUUUCGGCUUCAACAAAGAAAAUCUUUACAUCCAGUUUGGUGAUGAAGAACUCUUUGGAGAGGAAUUGAGACAAUGCGAAAUCAACGUGCAGCAAGAAGUUUGUGACGAAAAGGAACGGGUCACGAGGAUGUUCUACCAAUGCUAUUCCAACUACUUGUCGGUGUUGAUACUGUUGGGAGAGGUUGCUGGAAAAGUGGUUGAGGAAUCGAGAGGUCCCUGUGAUCCCGUUACAACCACGGAGGCACCGGUCGAUGAAUGCACAACAGUCACUGAAUCCAGCUGCAAAUGCGAAACUACAACUCCAAACACGCAAGCAUGCCCUGAAUGA
Uranotaenia lowii is the source of this 933-nucleotide messenger RNA. RefSeq lists its product as uncharacterized. Gene Ontology annotation, molecular function: odorant binding. The transcript has a single exon. The record is from RefSeq and is a predicted model, not a curated record. NCBI's taxonomy places the organism in Eukaryota, Metazoa, Arthropoda, Insecta, Diptera, Culicidae. Gene Ontology annotation, biological process: sensory perception of smell. Bases 1 to 933 code for a protein of 310 amino acids.